AUGGCUAGGAGUGGUGUCAUCGGCAAGAAAGUGGCAGAUUCUGCUCUUUUUGCCCGCUCCUCUUUUCUGUCACAGUCGUUGAGCAGAACUGGUCACGCUUCUGAUCCAGGUCCUAAAUCGCUGCAUCCCACGUCUCCUCCUGCCGUACCACUGCAGUCAGUAGCCACGGAUGGCACAAGAAGUGAUGAAGGCGAGACAAGAGAGGUAUUGCAAUCACCAUCUGCCGCACUGCGAACGCUAAUUUCCCAUCAUACACCCACUACAGGAGAAAUGCUAAAGCGGCCUGUGUUAGCUUUCGUUGUUGAACAUCAUGAUCUCAAAAGGGUAAAUUAG
This is a messenger RNA of Strongylus vulgaris, 333 nucleotides long. Lineage: Eukaryota; Metazoa; Nematoda; Chromadorea; Rhabditida; Strongylidae. The record is from the annotation of a GenBank genome assembly.